This is a messenger RNA of Cyphellophora europaea CBS 101466, 1716 nucleotides long. RefSeq lists its product as uncharacterized. The record is from RefSeq and is a predicted model, not a curated record. The coding region runs from base 1 to 1716 and encodes 571 amino acids. Lineage: Eukaryota; Fungi; Ascomycota; Eurotiomycetes; Chaetothyriales; Cyphellophoraceae. The transcript has a single exon.
AUGGACAGGUUUCGGGGUGCUUUGCGCAAUUCGGAUCGGCGCUGGUCAUUGACAAAGGAGCGCAGUAGCUCGCAGACACGCUCUUUCCAAGUCCAUGAUGUUAAAAAGCUACCAGACCCUAUCAUCGCCUUGUACAAAUACGCACCCAUCGGUCACCGAGAACUUCGCCUAGUCGAACUCCAGCCAGCAGGGGAAGAUAAUGCCAAGGAAAUCCACUGCAAGAUCCAGUAUUGCUCCCUUGACUCAUGUCCCCUGUUUACGGCAGUGUCGUAUACGUGGGGGCCUGCCUCGACCCCCGAGAUCGUUUACGUUGAGGGUAAGGUCUUGAAGAUCAGGAAAAAUCUAUUCAGAGUGCUACGCGACCUGCGACGCGAUGAGCCCCGCCUUUUGUGGAUUGACGCGCUGUGUAUCAACCAGCAUGAUCUCGAAGAACGCAUGGAGCAGGUCAAAAUCAUGGGGGACAUAUACGCCAGAGCUAAUUAUGUCAUGUCUUGGUUAGGGGGUGACUUCAAAGAUCCUCAUCUCGCUGCGAAUAUCCUGGAUCGUUACGCGAGGGAACUGCCUCUGCCACCGGACACGGAUGAGCACGCAUGGAAGUCGAUCGAGGAACUUUAUACACGAGAUACCUAUUGGAGUAGGCGUUGGAUUGUUCAGGAGAUCUUGCAAGGAAACAGCGUCGUUAUCCAUGUCGCAGGUUUCGAGUUUUCACUGACAACUAUGGGCGAGUUUGCCCUCGAUAACACAUUCCCUUGGCCGCAGGAUUCUUACGCAACUUCAGUGCGCGUUAGGCUACGGCAAACACUACCUGUGCAAGUCCACGAACAACGGUUGGGUCGCAGACAGCUACUCACAAUGACCGAGCUGCUCCUCGCUUACAGAGACACACAGUGCGCUGAUCCUCACGACACAGUAUUCGCGCUACUGUCGUUAACGCCGAGGAUUGCAGCUCAUAUCAACGCUGGCUAUGAAACUAGCAUCAUUGAUUUGAUGGUUGAAGUACUGAGAAUUUCAUGUCGACUUGAAUCGUUACCUCCCCAUCGGAUCAUCAGCUUUGCCGCAUUCCUACGGCGGCAGUUUGAAAUUGAUCAGGCCAGUCUCCACGAUCACAUCACUCAAUUUCAAGCAUCUGGUGCACAGCCUUUGCAAGGACUCAAAGCAGAAGUUAGAGUUCGAGGAGUUGCCACCAGUCACCUAUCGGUGAAGCAGGAGCAAGUCAUUGUAACCACUCGAGCAAAGGCACGCCCACUUUAUCAGCUCGACGCUAUUCCGCUGGAGGGAAACCUGGUGGAAGGCGUCUAUCGAAUGUCCCGCCGGAGAUCUUCCCUGACAGCCGAGAAGUCUGUGCGAGUGUCUAGCCAAGAUCUAUGUGCAUUUGGCUGGCAGAGUCCUGAGGGUAACUCCUUCUUCGGGUCUAACAACCCAAACGUUGGACUGGCUACGACACCUAUACAGUACGGAGACGAGGUAUGGCAGUUCCAGGACACCGACGUUGCACUCAUCAUCCGACACCACAAUACUGGAUGUUCUGCGGUAGGUCGCGCACAACUCUACCAGAAACCGCCUCAUCUGGACAGGCUUCCUUCUUCAGAGGUAGAGCGCAACUUUCUCAGCCGUGCUUGGCGGGGCAAUGCGCCUGCAGGCAGUACGAGGAACAUUCAACUAGAUGUGCCAUUGUUACUGCAGCUGAUAUUGUGGGUUGAAGCAGGGACAGAGUGA